AUGGCAAACCUUCCUUCUGAGCCCGAGUUUGAGCAGGCCUUCAAAGAGCUUGCUAGCACACUUGAAAACAGCACCCUCUUCCAGCAACACCCGGAAUACCGCACUGCCUUAGAAGUCGCCUCUAUCCCCGAGCGCGUCAUCCAGUUCCGCGUCACCUGGGAAGACGACCUCGGCCAGAUCAAAGUCAACCGUGGCUACCGUGUGCAAUUCAACUCUGCGCUUGGUCCUUACAAGGGUGGUCUGCGCUUCCAUCCUACUGUGAACCUCUCCAUUCUCAAGUUCCUUGGCUUUGAGCAAAUCUUUAAGAAUGCCUUGACUGGCCUCAACAUGGGCGGCGGCAAGGGCGGCGCCGACUUUGACCCCAAGGGCAAAAGCGACGGCGAGAUCCGCCGCUUCUGCCAGGCCUUUAUGCGCGAGCUGUCCAAGCACAUUGGCGCCGACACCGAUGUGCCUGCUGGCGAUAUUGGCGUCUCGGGCCGCGAGAUUGGCUGGAUGUUUGGCGCGUACCGCCACGCACGAAACAAGUGGGAGGGCGUCUUGACUGGCAAGGGCCUCACUUGGGGUGGCAGCUUGAUUCGUCCUGAGGCUACUGGCUACGGACUCGUCUACUACGUUGAACACAUGCUGCAACAUGCCGGCAAGGGCUCGUUUGCAGGUAAGCGCGUGGCCAUUUCUGGCUCCGGUAAUGUUGCGCAGUACGCUGCGCUCAAGUGCAUCGAGCUCGGUGCUACUGUUGUCUCGCUCUCCGACUCCAAGGGCACGCUUGUUGCUGAAGAUGCGGCCUUCUUUACGCCCCAGCACGUCGACGAUAUUGCUGCCCUCAAGGUCAAACGCGCGGCUCUAUCCGAGUUCCAGCCCGGCAGCGGCUUCAAGUAUAUUGAGGGAGCGAGACCCUGGGUUCACGUGGGCAAGGUGGAUGUUGUUCUGCCCUGCGCGACCCAGAACGAAGUCAGCAAGGAGGAGGCCGAACACAUUGUUGCCAAUGGCGUCCUUGCUGUAGCCGAGGGAUCCAACAUGGGCUGCACACAGGAGGCCAUUGACAUCUUUGAGGCUGAGCGUGCUGCCAAGGGCGCCGAUGCCAUCUGGUAUGCGCCAGGCAAGGCUGCCAACUGUGGUGGAGUGGCGGUCUCAGGCCUCGAGAUGGCACAGAACAGCCAGCGUCUUUCGUGGACUUCCGAGGAGGUUGACGAGAAGCUCAAGGGCAUCAUGAAGAACGCCUUCACCGUCGCUCUUGAGACGGCCAACAAGUUUGUCCCCGUCAAGGAGGGCGAGCUUCCCAGUUUGGUCGCCGGCAGCAACAUUGCUGGCUUUGUCAAGGUUGCGCAGGCCAUGUUUGACCAGGGCGACUGGUGGCCUUGA
Molecule: messenger RNA, 1359 nt
Organism: [Torrubiella] hemipterigena
Lineage: Eukaryota; Fungi; Ascomycota; Sordariomycetes; Hypocreales; Clavicipitaceae
Source: the annotation of a GenBank genome assembly